GUUUUCAAAACAUAAGGUGUGGGGCCAGAAACGGCCGGCAAAGACUGCAAUCUGGUCAACUGAAUAAUUUUGAAAAAUGUGAACAAGGGCAUAAAUAUCUCCAUUUUAAUAGUGUUUUCACAUGAUUUAACAGCUUUGGCUACUAAUAAAGACCUCCCCUACUGCCAUCCAUACUAAAGUAAAUAAAUAAUAGAUAAACAUUGAAAUGACAGAAACGUCCACCACAGGUGGUCCCUGCAAGAGAGAACUGUUCCAGACAAACAUGUAUACAUCAACAGUACGGGGUCAUGCUGAGGAAGAGAACUGCAGAUGUGAUGCACUCUCUCUCGGUGGAUUCUAGAGGAAGGCUAUGACGGGUGCCAAGAGAGGAAGUGUGGGACUGCAUGAGGAAGUCAGGAAUGGUAGAGAAGUGUAUGAGAGUGAUGGUCUAGAGCAGGGGUGGGCAACUACAGGCCUCGAGUGCCGAUGUUCUGCAGGUUUUAGAUGUGACCUUGAUACAACUCCAAGAAUUGUGUGAGCGGCUUCCGUCUGUCACAUGACCACAGCGUUCUACAGUCAUUGGUUCUGCAUAAUACAUAUUCAUUAAACGCUUUAAAAGCAUCGAUUUCUGCUCACUUAGCGGUCUUAUUUCACUCGUUUUUAAACUCAAAUAUUUGGGGGUUGUAGCCGCCCUCUUUAAUCUGAAGGGUAACGGUUGUUUAUCCGGGACUCUCUAUUUCGGCUGCGCAGUCGCACUCGGGAUGUUUGCCUUCGUCCUACAUGUUGAAAAACUACAUUAACCGUCAACCGUGGUUUGUUAGGCGAAGUCACGUGGUACCACAGGCUACAUACAUAGCGUCUUUGGGCUGAGUAGGUGGGACACUGGCUGUUUCUGUUGAGGCAUAUUUGAGAAAUGCACGCCGAUUGUGUGGAAAUGGCUCGUGCUUGAAUGUCCGGACCGAGACUCAUCUGUGAUGGAAGCUGCGCUCAAUAACCGCUGAAAGUGUGGUGUCAACGUUAGCGCAGCAAGCUCGUCAGGAUGCGCAUGACUUUUGGGGUUUCGAGCAGUGUGACGCUGCUGUUUGACUUCUGGGAUGUGCACAGCCCUGCAGGGAUGGUGGUGUCAGUGCUGGUGGUCUUGCUUCUGACUGUCUUUUACGAGGUGCUUAAAGUGUGGAGAUUGUGGCUGGGGAAUCCCUCCAAGCUGACCCAGCCUCAGUCUCCAUACGACGCCCCAUCUUCCCACUGCGACAGCAUCUCUGUCCUGGACAGCAGCCCCUCUGAAUCCUCACUGACCCCUAUAGCAUCAGUCGUUACACCUCAAAGUACCAGGAACAGCUGGUUGUUGCACAUCAUACAGACGGUCCUCCACAUGCUGCAGGUGUCUCUGGCCUACAUGCUGAUGCUGUGCGUCAUGUCCUAUAACACCUGGAUAUUCCUCGGGGUCAUCACGGGGUCGGUCCUCGGUUAUUUUAUCUCAUUUCCUCUCUUAGGUCGGAUGUGAUGGCACAGACAUUUAAUAGUGAAAUAAAGAAAAGUUUACUUUUUACUAUCCGAGGAUCUCGAAGGAUGGAAAAAUUGGUGGAGAAUGAGCCACGUGACACUAAACUUUGCCUAAACCUCAUCUGGAUAUAGAAACUGAAAAUGAUUUUAAGCUUCCAGAAAACAGAAAAUGCUACAUUUUAACAUUUGUCCCUAAUUAACAAAUAACUCAUUUCUGUUAAAGGUACAUAAUGUUAAGAAAACACUCAGUUUUUCAGUCCUAGUAUUAGUUCUGCUUCACCUUUAAGUCAGCAGACUGUGUGAGUAAUACCUGUGGAAAAAUGAUUUUUUUUCUU
Molecule: messenger RNA, 1817 nt
Organism: Haplochromis burtoni (Burton's mouthbrooder)
Lineage: Eukaryota; Metazoa; Chordata; Actinopteri; Cichliformes; Cichlidae
Gene: slc31a2
Product: solute carrier family 31 member 2
Exons: 4
Coding region: 1019-1483 (154 amino acids)
Biological process (GO): copper ion transmembrane transport
Cellular component (GO): membrane
Molecular function (GO): copper ion transmembrane transporter activity
Source: RefSeq, a predicted model, not a curated record